Molecule: messenger RNA, 7286 nt
Organism: Phyllopteryx taeniolatus (common seadragon)
Lineage: Eukaryota; Metazoa; Chordata; Actinopteri; Syngnathiformes; Syngnathidae
Gene: mbd6
Product: methyl-CpG binding domain protein 6
Exons: 13
Coding region: 1203-6098 (1631 amino acids)
Cellular component (GO): nucleus; chromocenter
Molecular function (GO): chromatin binding; DNA binding
Source: RefSeq, a predicted model, not a curated record
UCUAAAAUUAAAACAACAACAACAACAACAACAAGGCAACUGUGAAUUUGGGAUUACAUGGCUCGCGAUGGUUAUCGGAAUACAUUUGCAAGCAAGAGGGCCUAGAAGUACAAAGACGAAAGCAACGUCUUGGCCAAGUGUCCACCGGCAGCGGGACAGCCUCCACUCUUGUCGGGACACUCCAAAAUCCAAAUCAAGUAAAUUCAGCCAGCUAGCUCCGCUUCGCUAGCCUCUCCGCUCGCUAGCGUUAGCCGCCGUCAAAUUGCGGCGUUAUUGCCCUUUGUCUGUACGUUGAACUCGCAGACGUUGCUCCCACGUCCGCCGCUCGUCGCACGAAUACGCGAGCCGCGGUGGGAGUGUUUCUUUAUGUUUGUGUCAACGUCGCAUCCGUCAAAAAGCAUUCAUUAGCCAGCCAGCUAACUUGGGUCGCCUCCCGCGAGCCAGCGAAGGGAACACUUCCAAACUUCGCCCGACGCCGAGAAAGGUGGAUAAAUCCCCCCCGCCGAUCCCCUCAACCUUUGUGUCCUUUAAGGAGCGAUCUACUUGCCGUACUUCUAAGUGGUUUGUGGCCUAGUUGCAUAUUGUGCUGGCUAAUGUGCAAAGAGUUUAGUGCGCCUGACAGCUGUCACGACAACACUACAAAGUGGACGCGCUUGCUAGCUUAGCUCUUAGCCUAGCAUUUUAGCCUGCCGUGUCAACCGUGGAGUUUGUGCAUUUCUUCUACCGUGACUCGACACUUGAGACAUCUAUUACUUCGUCGUUACAGCAUUCCGUUUGUUUGACCUUUUAAGCCGGGCUUGCUUUGUUAAAGCGUGUACUCUACUAGUUGUAAAUUCACUUUAUUUAUGCAGCUGGACACCCAUUAAAAGAGGCCCUUUUUUUUUUUUUUUAAAACACACCCUCCCACUUUAAAGUAGUGGCAGCAUGUGAUGAACUGAUGUUAUUCACUUUGUGAAGAAAGCUCCUCAUCAUCCUCAAAUCAGCUCCUCCUCGGGUGGGAACUGAAUAAACAUCUGCGGCGUUCAUCCUUCUGAGCAGAGGAUCGGUCUGGUUGUUGGGGACACCUUGGACAUCGAGUCAGGUCAACUGGCAGUCUGCCUGCUUCUAACCCACCAGCAUGUUCAUCAGGCAGUCGAUACCCUAGCCAAACCCGAGCCUGGCUUCCCAAAGAUGACAAGCCGCUGGCAGGCUGCAGCUACAGAAUGAUGGGAGGAAGUGACACUGGCAGUGGGGACAAGGAUGGGGUGGUCACCGCUGCCAUACACGUCCCCAUCGGCUGGCAAAGGAGAGUGCAUGGCGGCCAGGUGGUGUAUGUCAGUCCCAGUGGCACUUCUCUGUCCUCCCUGGAUGAGGUGAAGACCUACCUGUUGACUGAUGGCACCUGUAAAUGCGGUCUGGAGUGUCCACUUGUCAUCAACAAGGUUUUCAACUUUACUGUGGGGGUGAAGGUGGAGCAGCACAAGCAGCCUUUAGGCAAAGCAGAGCAGGACAUGACCAAACUGUGCAAUCAUCGCAGGAAAGUGGUGGCAAUGGCCGCUCUGUGUCGCAGUAUGCAGGCGUCACAGCUGCCCUUUGCUCAACUUCAUCACCCCGAGGCGAGCAAGGGAGUGGGCAAUUCCAACCCAAAGAAAGCGCUUGUCGAGCGGGAAGAAGAGGACUGGGGCAUUUACCAUCCCAAAUUUCAUCCGGCUCCUGCACGACCUCAGAAUAGUGCCCACCCUGCCCCCUGCGCCAGCCCCAGCCCCAAUUCCUCUCACAAGUUUAUUUAUCCUUUUAAUGGUUCCUCCCCAGGUCCUCACACAGGCACACACUCUCAUCAUCCCCUUGAUGCUUUACGAAGGCCUCAUCACCCUCCUCUUCCUCAGACUUCCAACAGCCCCCCGUUCCCUGCUUACCAUGUUGCCCAAAGGUCACCCUGUACUCCCACCCCUCAAAAUGUCAGUGAAGGUCAAAAAAUGCCCCUAACCCCUGAAACUCCCGCUUCGCCUCUCGUAAGGCCCCUAUCUUCACCUCCCUGCUCCUCUCCUAGAAGCUUCGUCAUCGGAGGAAGAGUAUCACAAAAUCAAGCACAGCAUCCACAUGGGGCCGGAGGGGGAGGAUCUGCCCUCUCCCCUUCUCCCAUCCGCUCUCCCUCUGUCCAUAACACGAAUUGUGUGUCUCCUCAUCAGCGGUCCCACCACCCUUCGGCCUCCCCCUCUCAUGCCUCUGGGGAUCAGGGUGGAAGCUCAAAUUCAGCUGUCGAAGGACUAACGGCAAGUAAUUUUUCACGGAGGAAAAAGUCCUGCUCUUCCUCUCCACACUCCCCUCUUCUUUGUGGUUCGCCAAACCCUAGCCCCCACAUCUUCAAGUUCAAGCUGGAAGACAUCUUGGAACAGUUUAAGAAUUCUGGCAACAGUAGCACGAAUAACCACCUCACAAACCCCAACAUACUGACCAACCAAAGCAGUCACAAUCCUAAUGCUCAGCUUCUGAAACCCUCGAAGAGUACAGCUAGUCCCAGCACAGUAGCGGCAGGUUUUGGAUUGAACUCUGUGGGGAUGUCCAGCGCAACUCUGGGGCCGUUUUUGAAUCACAACAGUCACCAGGGCCAGCUGCCACCCUCAACUUCUUUUCCUGCCAGUAGUCUGCUCUCUGCGGCUGCUAAGGCUCAGCUGGCUAGCCAGGUAACCCAGGGCCCGAGCUCAAAUGUGGCUUGUAGCCAAACAAGUGUGUCCUCUUCCCUGGAAAUCUUGACAGAGGCACAGCAAAAACAGUCAACAAAUGUAACAAACAGCACUUUAAAAAACAGCCACCUUUCCUCCCCCAUUGCUGCCUCUAGGUCUCACUAUCGCUCGCUAGCAGCAGCCUCUUCUGUCCUCUUUCCUUCACCCCAGUCCCUGGCACAGUCCCUGGCUUCUGCCUUGCCCCAAUUGCCUCCCAAAACAGAGCAAAAUUUGUCGCACAGGAAGAGGCGACGGCGAUCUCCCACUGUUCUCAGCAUGAUCAGAGACACCCAGCAGCUCACCAAUGGGCCACAGAAGACCCCUCCCGGGGACUCUGGUUCUGCUACGGCUAUGAACCUAUCAUCUUGGACUUUCCCUCGCUCUUCCUCUACCUCAGAUGUGCAGAUUAGUGUCACGUCCGAGCAUCUGCCGCCGGCGUCAACGUCCGAGUUCCUGACUUCCAAACAGACAGCACAUCUUUCUGGACCUCCUCGACAGGGAGAAUCCGUGGAUAUCACUACAGGCUUGGCACCAGCGUCCCUUAGCUUGGAUCCUCCAACCCAGCCCCUCUCUGCUCUGUUGCACUUACUCAGUGUACAAAAUGCUCAGGCCACAGCCUCUGCUUCCAACCCCGCUACAGCACAUUUGGGAUCUUUGUCUGUUGACGGAGGUGGACACACUAAGACGCCGAACCCCUCACUACCACCCUGUUCUGUUAGCCCUCAAUCCAGUGGCAACCACCCGCAGUCUCCGUCACCAUGCCGAACCAGUAACACUAACACAAUACCGUUGGUUCCAGAGAUGCUUUCUCCCCCUCGUACCUCCUCUCAUUUCAGAUCAGUGCAGUCACAAUCUCAGUCUGUCAGACUAAGUCCUCUACAAAGACAUUCUCCUACUUCCUCAAUACUGUCGCGCUCAAAUUUAGCUUUACACAACAGCAGCAGCCCAUUUGUACAUGUAACCCCUACUCCUCUAGACAGGCAUCAUCCAACGGAGAAUCACAUUCCGACAACUGACACUGUUUCCCGGGUACUUUCACCGGAAGCAUCGCCACAGAGCAUGAUCAGUAAUGGCUCGUCCACAUCAGACCUGUGUCACUCACAAGGCAGUGUUUCUGUGGCGUUAUCCACCUCGCCAAAGCCUCUUGAUCUUAGCAACCAUGUUCUAGCGCUUCUUGCAGCAUCAUCAACUGUACGGCAGGAGGAAGGCAGCUUAGCUGACCAUACAACAGAUGCAGUGAUGUCUUCCCAAGAAAAUCACACCGCAGGAUCCGGUGAAUCUGGACGUUUGGACGUUAAGAGCUCCACAUCAACAAAACCUCCCACACCCGCCAGCCCAGAAGUCGUGGCCUCCUCUCAGCUCGGGGAUGACAGUCCUCAGACACCUUCAGCUCUGAGCGACUCGACUGCUCCUCUGCCCUUGGCAGAGGCCUUCCCGUUCAUGAACCAAGAUCAGCUGCUUCAACUGCUGUCUUCCUCAGGAGGCCUGCCAUCCAUCCUGGACCCUACAGUCCUGUCCUCGUUACACCUCGGAGGGCUGUGGUUGGGUGGGCAAAAUGCACAUGUACCUCCUGCCACUGCUGCAACACAAAAUCUCGCAGAGCAGCAGCCAUUACUGAUACAACCGGAGACGCAGCAGCAAAGCCAGGACCAGCAACAGAAGCAGCAACAAAUGAACAGCAAUCCUCUCUUUCCGUUGUUGCCCCUGUUAAGUGGUGUGCAAGGGGACUUGCCUCUGAAUCUUUUGGGUCUUCUGAACCCAAUCCCACCUCCAGUCUCAGCCUCUGCCACAGGACAAGAACCUGAUUUGGGGCUAACAGAAAAACCAAGUCUUCAAGCUCUGCUUAUGGCUUCCUUGCUGUUUGGGCAACACCAGGCGCCACUGUUACCCCUAUCUGGACUGAGUCAGUUGGGUCAAGUCAGCCUGGAGGUUCCUCUUCAGCAGCCGCCACAGCUCCCCGCCACUUUAGAGGGCCUCACCCUGGACAAGGCUGCUGCUCUCCUGGAUCCGUCAACUCUCCACGGGCCGGGGCUUCUGGAAGUCACCCAGGGCCUUCCCCUCCCGCCUGGAGCGGAGGGGUCUAUUCAAACUCUGCAGUCUCUGCUUCUUCCGGCUGCCCUUCCGCCUCACCCAGCUACCUUCCUGCCUUUUAGCUCCGCCCUCCUCCCAGCUGCUCUGAACACAGCUGACCUACCGCAUAACCAACUAACUCCUGUUCAGCAUACCCAACCUCAGGAACUGUCUGACGCUGGUGUGGACACCCUCAUCCCCCUUUCUCUCCAAGGCAAAGAAAACCCCCUUCUCCAGCAAUUGCUUCCUACUUUGCUUAACCCUGCUGUGUUAGGAGACAUUUCUGGCAUCGCCGGGCUCCAUAACAUGGUGGGUAUUGGAGCCGGUUCCAUCCUCUUACCCUCGGUCCAGACCUCAUCUUUGGGCAUGCCUCUCCUGCAAGGUCCUGAUGGAACCAUCAACUUGCUUAACAACGUACAGCUAAAUCUCGCACCGUCCUCUGAGGGAGAGAAGUCCGACUCAUUGCAGGAAGCACGGAGCCCCGCCUCUCACGGUGACAUUCCAGCCUCUCAGAUCUCUCCCGAAGAGGUUGCUAGUCCGGCUCCGACACCUGCCCAAGAACCGAGCCGACCGCCACAGCGAGGGUCCGACGGCAGGCCAGUUAUCGACCCCUACACCUCUUUCAUGGAUACAAUUUACACCUCCUUCCUUCAAAUCAAUGCUAAAGAGCAAGAAGACGGGGUCCCCUCUGGGCCGUCUGACCCUACGUCACCUUUCUGUGCCUUACCGCCUGUCACAUUCCCCAUGGAGCGCCACGCCCUCUCCACGCCUGCCCCAACUCAGCAGCAGGCGAGCGCCCCGGUCUCCCUCAGCCCACGCCGCGCUUGCUCCCUGCGAAACCCCGACUUGUCACGCCUCAGCUUGGAAGCGACAGCCCAUUCUCCAGCCCAGGGUACACCCAAACCCACCGAGGAUGUGGCCGCAUCGCCUUUACAAAGAAAACCAGUCAUGGUUGAGGGACACACCCACCCGGAGCCCCCUUUGCCAUCCAUAUACUUGGAGGAAGCUAAAACAGACUGUACUGGUGUGGAGAGACAGGCAGGUUAUCUGAGUCCCAGGAAUGGUUGCAGUGGGAGGCCCCAUGAGGAUGCACCAGGGACAUUGCUACGCAGUGAACAAGGAAGGGAACAAUCAGGAGCGGUGUCUGGAGCCCGUCGAGGGAGAAAAAGAAAACAAACACUGCAGAACGUGUUGGAGGACUUCAGAGACGUGGAUGCUACAACAGCACUCGAAGAAACAAAGGCUACUACGACGGCGGCCCUGUCGAAGCCCGACGCGUCGGUCCGAGGCAGGAGGAGACGAGGGGUGAGGUCUCAGAGGCAGUGAUGGGUGAAGGGAGCUGUCAGUCACAGCUGUUCGCCAAUCACAGAUGUCGCUCCCCGGCUCCACCCCUCCGCCCACCAACGUCACCAAUGUUUGUUGUUUGUUUGUCAUUCACAGCCAGCUGCACUAAUUACGCCGUUCAUGUUAACCAACCGGUGGAAAAUAAAGCAUAGGACGAGCUCUAGUCUGGGGGGAAAAAAUAUUUAAUAGAAAGUUAAAAAAAAGAAAAUGGAACAAAAAAACAAAAAACAUGGAUAUUUUCUCACUCUUAGGUCUAGUUCACACAAUAAUGGUUGUUUGACGUGAUCACAGGUCUUUUAAUGAUGUUAGCGUCAUAUCAUUUUUCCACAAAAAAGCAAGAGUACUGUUCUCAUCAAUGUGUUACUGUGAGUCACAAUGAAACCCGUCUACUUGAACCAUGCUCUCUGUGGAAAGUGUGUAUGUCGUUGUGUGCGUGCGUGCGUGCGUGCGUGCGCGCGCGUCUUAAUAUGUUGAUUGUGUAGGACAACAGUGCUAUUGCUGAGCCCCUCACUGUCUGGCCGUGGUUUAUUUAGAUUUCUGAUCGUGUCAUGAAUCAGACCCUCUGUUUAAAUACAGAAAGGACUCUUGUCAAUCACCCCCCAUGUUUUCAGAUGGCGCUGGAAUAUUAGACUAUCAGAUUCUAUUUUUCUUUCGUAGUAUAAAGCCACCGUAAUCGGGUUUCUUUAUUUCCUCCAUUCACAAUACACCCAUCCGUCAUUUACACCACCCUUCAUGAACAAACAAUGGGGUUUCUUAAAAGCGGAGAGCCAUGAUAUUUGAUGUGGAUUUGAUGAGUCUUUGUCCAACUGUAGAUUAUGGAAUAAUAUCCUCACACUGCCCUCCCAUCAAAAUACUGGCAUCUCUAGCUGUAUUUAACAAAAAACAAAAAACAAAACAAAAAAAAAGUGAAAAAGCAAAUUAUGCAAUUUCUAUACACUUGGAGAUUUGUAUAUAUGUACAGUUAAUGUGUUUUAUUAUGAUUUUAUAUGGUUUAGAGAAAAGAGAUGAGCGCAAACAAUUGUGAAUUUUUCCGGGAGUAUUUUUUCCUUCAACCCCCUUGCUUUCAAUACUUAUGUUAAAAAAAAGACAAUUAAAUUGUGGACUGUAGCUUUCUUUUUUUUAUAUGGGAGUCUUUUUUAUUUAAUAUUAAAACUAUUUACAGAAAAUCUA